Carassius carassius (crucian carp) is the source of this 1016-nucleotide messenger RNA. RefSeq names its product overexpressed in colon carcinoma 1 protein homolog. The coding region runs from base 133 to 321 and encodes 62 amino acids. The record is from RefSeq and is a predicted model, not a curated record. The transcript is spliced from 5 exons. NCBI's taxonomy places the organism in Eukaryota, Metazoa, Chordata, Actinopteri, Cypriniformes, Cyprinidae.
UCUCUCUCUCUCUCUCUCUGUCUGCAGACUGACAGAGGCUGUGUUCGAAGGAGCUCGUGCAUCACAUCAGUCCUGUCCUUUACUCAUUCGUCCUUCUCCAAAGCAGGCACGGAAAGCUGCCUUCAUGCCAAAAUGGGAUGUGGAAAUUCCUCCGCCACCAGCACGACAGCAGGAGGUCCAGCAGAAGCUGCCAAGGAUGUGACAGAAGAACCAUCACCAGAUGAUGAGAAGCGAAGGAACUAUGGAGGAGUGUAUGUAGGCCUUCCUGCUGAUCUGACCACAGUAGCUGCCAGCCAAUCAAAGUCCACACGUAAAGACUGAAAACAGAUCACAUGAACCGACAACGAACCCGAGCUCUGCAGUGGCUGAUUUACAACGGAUAUUAAGACGAUAUAUUCGACUUCAAGCUGUUUUUGGAACUGAAUCCAGAACUGGUCGGCACUUCGGAAUGACAUCACUGUGACGUCAUACCGGCUGGCGUACAGAAGGGUUCUAUUUGGAACACUGAGCAUUGUUGUGACUAUGAAUGUAGACUCUGUUGCCAUGGUGACCGGCGACCCCCCCGACCUCUCCCUCCACCAGGAGGACAUCCUGGUAUUUUGGAGUCACCAUGGCAGGGCAUUUCCUAAAUCUGGAGACCCAUCAGACCCAAUCAACUGGAGGUCUCUGCAAUAACAGACUUUACUGAAUCUAUUCUUUCACUCUUUAUGAAAUCUGAGAUCCGAAAAGGAUGAUGUAAAUAUUUUACACACAGUAAGCACGAAAUAUGUUUAGCACUAACAUGACUAGAGCUGUUGACAUGACUACUAAUUCAUAUAUAGACUGUAGUUUCUUUUACACUUUGAUAGUCACCUCACUAUUAAAAUUAAGGCAUAUAUUAAUAGCAUUUACUAAUCGAAGAGUUCUAUUUAUUCUAUUUCAGGUUAUUUGACCUGUGAUUGUACCAUUAACAUUUUUUUCUGACUAAUGUGAAUUCUGUAUAUGAUAUUAAAAAUAUGAGAUUUUAAGAAAUGAAA